Talpa occidentalis (Iberian mole) is the source of this 3945-nucleotide messenger RNA. RefSeq names its product SPC25 component of NDC80 kinetochore complex (gene SPC25). The record is from RefSeq and is a predicted model, not a curated record. Lineage: Eukaryota; Metazoa; Chordata; Mammalia; Eulipotyphla; Talpidae. Gene Ontology annotation, biological process: chromosome segregation. The transcript has 7 exons. The coding region runs from base 166 to 840 and encodes 224 amino acids. Gene Ontology annotation, cellular component: Ndc80 complex.
GGGGCGCCCUAGGGCGGAAGGCGGAAAGCGCUUUGUUUGAAAGAGAGAAGUUGACGAGACUGCAGGAACUGCGUCUGAAGAGCAGCUGUUGGUUGGAAUUGGCUCAGGUCUUUUGUGGAAAAAGGCGGCGGGGCCCAGACCUGCUGGUGACGCAUUCUUUUCAAAAUGGUGGAAGACGAGCUGGCAUUAUUUGAUAAAAGCAUAAAUGAAUUUUGGAAUAAAUUCAAAAGCACUGUCAGUGACACCUCCUGUCAGAUGGCAGGACUACGAGAUACCUACAAGGACUCCGUGAAAGCAUUUGCGGAAAAACUGUCUGUGAAAUUAAAGGAAGAAGAACAAAUGAUUGAGAUGUUUCUGGAAUAUCAAAAUCAAAUCUGCAGGCAGAAUAAGCUCAUCCAAGAAAAAAAGGAUAACUUGAUGAGGGUGAUUGCUGAAGUAAAAGGUAAAAAGCAAGAAUUGGAAGCAUUGUCUGCAAAUAUCCAAGAUCUUAAGGAAGGAUAUACCAAGAAGAAAGAAACCAUUUCUGCUGCUAAAAAAGCUAAUGAAGAGAGGUUGAAAAGGCUGCAGAAAUCUGCAGACCUGUAUAAAGAUCGACUUGGACUAGAAAUUCGAAAAGUUUAUGGUGAUAAAUUACAGUUUAUUUUCACUAAUAUUGAUCCAAAGCAUCCUGAGAGCCCAUUUAUGUUUUCUUUGCACCUAAAUGAAGCAAGAGACUAUGAAGUGUCAGAUUGUUCUCCUCAUCUUGAAUGCUUAGCAGAAUUUCAAGAGAAUGUAAGAAAGACCAACAAUUUUUCAGCUUUUCUUGCCAAUGUUCGGAAAGCUUUUACUGCUAUGGUUUAGAAUCAACGUAUAAAUAGUGUAUAAAAACUUUCAUUUUCUUCCCUAUCACGUAUCUCUUAAAAAGAAUUCUCAUUAUUCAUUGUUUGCCUAUAAUCCUUUUGUAUUUUUGUAACAUUUCUGUGUGCUGUAUUUCUCUAAAUUAUUUUAAUUAAAACCUUAGGAAAGAAAAUUUAUAGUCAAAUCUGUUCUUUUUAAAAUGAAAACUUUUCUAUGCAUGGUGUAUAUAAAUAUGUAUAAAUUUUAAUAGCAAAUAUGGGUUUAUGGCUAACCUGGGAAUGGGAAUUUAUAUAGUCAGUACUGUGACUCAGUGGUUUUUGAAGGUUUUUGAAGGUCAGUGACUAGUAAUAUUUUAAAAAGACUCUUUCUGAUGAACUUAAUAGUAUUUACACAUGUUGACUUUAGUGAUGUACAACUGACACUUAUAUAUUAAUUUAGCGUUAUUGUGAAAGGAUUCAUCAGAGACAGAGUGAGGAACAGAACAGGCAGAUCUACUGAAAAACACUGCCUAGGGGAAGAACAGUGGGCGAGCCAGGAGAGGUCUGCUGUGCCAUGUGGGUUAACUCCCUGGCUGGGGAUGUGGAUAGCUUCGUAGUGCUGAGACUUAACCCUUUGUGCCACUAGGGAGGCCCCCGAACAACUUUUCACCCUAACUGCCAUCUACUUGUGAUAUUUGCCUGAAAAUUAUUACAUUGGUAUUUGCUGGGGGCGGGUGGGGGGAGAACUUAGGAGGGUAGCUGUAGAACUGGCAAAUUUUUAAAUGUACUUGGCAAAAUAAAUACUAUUAUUUGCUAUCAUCCUAAUAUCAUGAAAGAAUCUUUUUCUCUCACACCAAAAUGGAUCUGCAGUUAAAAUAAAGGAUAAACCUUCACAUCAGAAGAAUGUUGGUGGUAUUCUAAGAUGUCCAGAAAGGACAUAUUUUUGAAAAUCCAAAGGUAAAAAAAUUAUUACCAGUUUCCAUUUUAUAAUUCAUAUAUUUUUAGUCAUGGUCUGGAUAUAAGUUUGCCAUCUAGAAUUCAAAUGUCAGUGCUUAGUCUAAAAUUUUGUUUUUGUCACACACCUAUCCUGGUAUGUUUGGUUGUAUUUAGAUAUGCUGGCUAUUGUGGAAGCCAUAUAAUACUGUUUCAGGUUAUUGUGUACACACCUGAAAACCAUGGCCUCCGUGCCUCAACUUCCUUCUGCUUCUUCCUGAAGCUUAAGGGAAACUUUCAGGCCAGUGGUCUAGUUAAUGGAAGUACAAUAGAAAUUUCAAAAUACUCUUUCUCAGCAUUCUUGCUAGGAGGCUCAGAGCUCUGUUCACAUCAUAUAGCAGUGGCGUUUAUCUGAGAAGAAUGUUAUAGAUUGGUGGUAAUGUUAUCACUCACCCAUUCCUAUGUGCUGAUCAACUUUUAGGAACCGCUGAUUCGUAUUCUGAGAGAUGAAAGGCUAGUAGGCCUAUGCUGGAGAUUGGUGUGUGUGGCACUACUAAUCUUACUUCAGCAUGGACUUGGUUAAAGGUACUUUUUUAACAAAGGAAGUACAGUGAGCAAAUUUAGAGUUUUCUUAGCAGAACAGCUUUGUUUUUUGUGGACCUCACUUGAUUUGGACCUCAAGUUGGAUCCAUUUCUUAGCUGGUCUAGGUUGAGGCUCCAUGGGAUGGACCCCAGCAAUUUCAAGCUCAGCUUAGUCCUUGGUACAUGCACUGGAUUACAUAGAGGCCCCCUGAAACCCAGACUUGGAGGUUAAACCUCAUUACUGAACUAAGAGUGGGGGUGUUAAUUGUUCUCCAAAAGGAACAAGACUAAAUAUUUGACAUCAAAAAGUAUCAGAUGACUACUACGCUGAAUUCCCUUGCUUAAGAUAUAUCCAUAGGGAACAAACAUAAAACUUAAGGAAAGCUCUUCAUUUGAACUACAGAGUGAGAAGACCCUAGGCAUUGACGUGGCUUACUGCAGUAAGGAAUACUGAAGGAUUCAUUUAUAAGUUAGAGAAAUGAAGACUGGGUCUGAGAGAAGAAAUGGGUAGCUCCCAUCCAAAGGUCUGUUUUUCCUCAAGCACAAUCAUUUUUUACUUCUGACUGGGGCAUGGAGAGAUUGCAGGAAAAUUAUAUAGCAGGAAAGUCACACAAGGUUAGCUCAGGAACCAGAUUUGUACAAAGUCAAAUGUACAAAGAAAAGCAUACUUUCAUAAUAAACAGAGGAACUUAAGUCAUAGGACUUGAUUUGUUUUCUCAGCUGGGAUGUUGAUUCCUUCCAAAAUUGGAAUGAGGCGUGACCACCUUGAAAUAACAGUUAAUGCUUUUUUAGGGGUUUAGCACUCAACUAUUCUAAGCUCUUUACAUGUGUCUGCUAAUGUAUGAUACCACAACAAGGUGUGAGGUAGAUACGAUCCAUAACCUUGUUCUACAGAUAAUCCAACAUACAGAGAGUUUAGUAACUUCCAGGUCAUAUAGCUGGUAAUUUGAGAGUGGAGGUUCAAGUGUAGGUGACUGCCUGGCACUGAGUCUCUGACCUUCACUUUCUAUUUCAUAUUGCAAGGUAAGUAAAAAGUAAGUAAAGGAGUUGUUAAUGAAGAUUCUAACCAAAUGUAUUUCUAAAAUUUAGCCUUUCAUGUUUCUAUAGAAUCACAACACUUACAGUAGAAAAUUGCACUUUGAAUGAUUAAUAGUACACAUGAAAAGCAAAUUAAACUAUCCUAUUUUGUGUGGAGAUUUCUUGACCUACCAAACACAGAGCUUCCAUAUGAUCCAGCAAUUCCACUCCUAGGUAUUUACCCAAAGGACACAGAAACAUUAAUUCCAAAGGGCACCUGCACGCCUAUGUUCAUAGCAGCACUAUUUACAAUAGCUAAGCUUUGGAAACAGCCCAAAUGCCCAAAAAUAGAUGACUGGAUCAAGAAGAUGUGGUACAUAUACACCAUGGAAUAUUACUCAGCAUUCAAAAAAGAUAAACACAUGCAGUUUGCAGCAACAUGGAUGGAGCUGGAAGGGAUCAUGCUCAGCGAAAUAAGCCAAAAAGAAAAAGAAAAAUACCGGAUGGUCUCACUCAUAGCACAAAUUUAGAAAACUUAAAUAAGAGACCAGGAAAAAGACUAAUCAAUAUAAAAUCAAAAUCAACAAGCAACUAUAAA